This is a messenger RNA of Hylaeus volcanicus, 5115 nucleotides long. RefSeq lists its product as uncharacterized. The record is from RefSeq and is a predicted model, not a curated record. The transcript is spliced from 2 exons. Bases 1706 to 2770 code for a protein of 354 amino acids. NCBI's taxonomy places the organism in Eukaryota, Metazoa, Arthropoda, Insecta, Hymenoptera, Colletidae.
UUCGAUGCACGUGUACGUACCUGGAUAUCCGUGUCAAAGAGGAUUAGAUAGAGUGGAAGGUCCAAUAAAAGCGCUAUAUAAAAAAUCGUAUACGAGUUUGACUUCCGGUUUAACGGCCGAGGCGUGUGGACGUGUUUGAGAAACGUACCGAAAAUUUACCGCCGGGGAAAACUUCAAGGUGAAGUGCAACCUGAGUGGAAAUCGUGACUGAGAGGUAGGGGCUUUAGAGAAAAAGGGACACAGUCUAUUCUAAGGGCAUAAAGCCCCUAGGAUAAGUUUUUCUUGGGACUAGUAGGUGUGGGGAGCAGGGGCAGAGAUACCCCUUUGGUUUCUUAUUUAAAAGUUUUUAAAUAACAUUGAAUAGAGAGUGGGUGUUUAAUAAGUACAACCCCCGCGGGGGAACCCGCUUUGAAAAGAAAGUUUAUUUAAAAAAUGGAAGACAGUAGGAAAAAAGAAAUUGAAAAGGAGCCCAGAAUGAAGGCAACGUAAGAAGAAAUGAAGAAGACUAUUGAUGACAAAGGAAAGGAAAUGGAAAUAGAAGCGGUAGAAUCAAGGGAAAUCAAAAGGAAAACUAAGGAAAAUGAAGAUAAAGGAUUAUGCCAGAAUUUGGAGGUUUUAGAGGAAUAUAAGGCCAUUGUUAAAAAAAUGUGUGAUAAAUGGGAAAAUACCGGAAGAGAGUAUAGAGGGAGCCAUCUGUGAUAUAGCUGCGGCCACGUCCAAUCAGGUGCUAGAAGUCAGGGAAUCAGCCAAUACCACAACGGCAACGGCAAGGACAGGAAACAAGUAUUCUUUAAAGGAAGCACAGACCUGCCCUCUGAAGGGGAAAGAUAAAAAUGAAAUAACAGUUAAUUUAGGAAAGGAGGGGAAGGAGGAAGAUAGAUCGAACAAAGACCCUCAGUUGGAAAUAGGAAACCGAGAAAAUAGCAGUCACGAGAACUCAGUAGUAUCAAAAGAAAACCAGGAAAGAGUAAAAAACAACGAAUGGUGAAACACCAAAAAAAGAAAAGUGGAAGAAAAUAGAGAAGAGUGCGAAACACAGAAGAAACAGGUAAAAAAAUCAAAUAGAUUAAAGACUAAAUCAGAAGGUGACAAAAGUAUUAAAAACACACACGCCAUACUGACACCAUGUGCACCGAAGAAACAACGUUGGGACGCGUAAUUCUCAAAGAGCAGGAUAAGAAUGUAGAUAAUCAUACUUCCCCAUUACAGGUACAAGGAAUAAGCGAAAGUACGAAUAAAGGAAAAAACACAGAGGAAUUAACAAAGGAAAACAAUAAGAAUAAGGAAAAAGAGAACCAAGUAUCUGACAGGACCAAAGAUAAUACACAAGAAACAAAGAAGAAGCGAACCUUAUAAUCAUGGCUGGAGAUAAUGAGGACAGCAAAUGCUACGCAAGUAUACCGUACAGGAAAAUGAUUAGAAAAGGUGUUAUCCAUGAAUGGGAGGACAGCAUCGAGGAAUUGUAAGCAGAACUUAUGCCGGGACAAGGAACAUAUAAACUCGAAAUGUUAAAGAAAAGAACAUAUAAGGACGGAGAAGUUAAAUAGGCAGAAGGAAGAGCUAUCUUAAUAAUUUUUGAGGGGGAUUCACUCCCAACUAAGACGUUGAUCGGUUACGGACAGGUUUGGCUAAGAGUACCUUUAGAACUUUUGUAGAAUCAGUGAAACACUGUUAUAAGUGCUAUAGAUAUGGACACUCCCAAAAAAUGUGUAGAAAUAAAGUCUCCAUCUGUAGAAGAUGUGGAGAGGAAAGACACGGUGAAUGUAACAAACAACCACACUGUACGAACUGCGCUGGAGCACAUCCAAGCAUGUCGAAAGAGUGCCUGACUUUUCAGAAAGAAGCGAAUAUUAAAAAAGUAAUGGCCUACCGCAACUGGCCAUACAACACAGCAAAAACAUAUAUCGAAGGCAAACUUCGCAAUGAAAACAUGGAAUUGAUAAGAAAAGAAUCAAAGCAAGGAAGAUGGAAUUUUCCACCAUUACAAUCUAAGCUAAAAAUUGAAUACUGGGAGGAUAAGGAAGUACCAGGAUUAACAUUUAAUGUAAAUAAAUGGAACGAACCACAGGAGAAAUCAAGAAACCAAGGAUAUAUUGAUUUAGAAAAUGAGGAACAGGAAUCAAUGAACAGGAACAGGGAUAUCAUGGAUAGGAAAAAAGAAGAAAAAGAGAAAAACAAGAAACAACACUUAGAUUAUAAUGAGGAGUAUAAGGGCCCAUAUAAUAAUAAGUAUGGCCGCCUUCUACAACAUGAAGUAGAUAGAGUCCCGAAAGAGGAGGUGGUAUACGAAUAUGGAAGCCUAUACCACGGAGAGAAGGACAUUAAGAAGCAAUCAUACAUUGAAAGAAAAAAUAAUAGGAAAAUAAUCCAACAACUAGAAGAAAGAAAUGAAGAAGAGUUGUUAAAUGACUUAGUCAGUUUGAUAUGGGAAAAAAACCUACAGGGCAAAGUAGAAACGAUUUUCAGUAAAACCAAAUACAUGGCCAAAUGGAGACCACCGCCAGAAGAUGAAAGAUGGGAUGUAAGAAACCAGGAGAAUUUUGAAACCUAUGUCUCUGAGGAGGAGAGAUCCAGAAUUAGAAAAAGGAGCGAGGCACGAAAGCUCCAAAGGGAAGGUUUAGAAUACUUGGAAGCGCCCAGGACCUCCAAACCCAUAAUAAAAAGCGGCCAACUAUACAAAAACAAGCAGAACUGUCCUCCACCGAAAGAAAGCAGCAAAAGGGCAAUUUUUAAGGGAGCUAGCUCUCAAAGUAAGAGAAGAGAGAGCUAGAAUAGAAGAGGAAAGCAAAAAAGGUAACAGGCAUGAGAAAAAGGACCAGGAAGAAGAAUCAUAUGAAGAAUCAUCAUAUCAAUUUAAAAAAAAAAAGAAUAAUAAUAAAUAUAUGUAUAACGAUUGCUCAAUACAUAAUAGGUAAAAAAUAUUUUCUAUAUCUGAAAUUUACAUGCAUAACAAAUAAGAGAAAAUUUGUAAAGACAAUAAAUGUUAUUCUUAUACGAAUUUUUAUAUUAUUUUGGUACGAAUAACUUAAAAAAAAAAAAUGUGUGAAUUUUUGUUCUUAAAUAUAAUAGAAUUAUUAAUGAUAAUCUUAGUUUGUAAGACCAUUAGUUAUAAUUUGAGUAUGUGCCUACCGAUGACUAUGUUUAAACGGUUUUGACUUAGAUUUAUAAUAGCAUUUUUAGUUACAUUCGAUUAACAUAUGAAAAUUAUAACCCAAAGAGGACUUUUUGGUUUUUUGUUUAAAUGUACACUAGAUAUUGUAGGAAAUAAAGGACGCGCAGUUAACGUUUCCAGGACGUAUUGCAUUCCAUUGCGAGGGGCCGCGGUGGUCCUAUGACGCAUUCGAUUGCGAACGAGCGAUCAGUCAAUUAUCAAGGACGACGGGUGAGAGAUGUGUCGUAUGCCCUUACGACGUUUAUGUUAAAACCUGUGUUAAAACCUAUGUAUUAUUUUAAUAAAACCUACAAAUUGGGAGCUCGUCCUAUGUAAAAAACAAAAAAAAAAUAAAUAAAUAAUAAACUAGACAUGUCGCGACGGUGUAAAAGACGAAUUAUAAUCUAUAACGAUAAUUUGUACGAUAUUUUGUGACGUGUGUGUGUGCAAAGACAACAUACAGUAACGAUAAUUGGCGAUGUGUGUGCAAAAACGGAAUAUAGUGACAAUAAUCCGCGACGUGUGUGGACGUAUCGUUUUGUUUUUAAACAAUAACAAAAUGGAAAACCUCGAACAAAUUGCGACGGUAGAACGCAAAAUCAGUACAGCAUCGGCGACUUCGAUAAAAGCCCUUCACCAAUUCAUAUUUAAUACCGACGGCGAUAGAUCUAAUCGCAAACGAUUGCGGGAUUCCCAUUUAACUCUUUCGUUACGGAUGCCGACUAUAGUCGGCGGCCGCGUGACGACCUGUGUGUACGGGUGCCGACCUAUAGCCGACCGCGGGGCCCGCGGGAUGUCCUGUGUGUAUGGGUGCGGCACAUUUCGAGGCGCGAUGCCCCGUUCAGUGGCGUCACUCCCGUGGCGCGUACUGCCGUAAGCAAAGGGUUAAAGACGGCUCUGCGGAACACGUAAAAAAAUUAACAGAAGCAAACGCACUAACAUUCGGCGAUUUAGUCUCGUGUUGUAAUAUAAUUGAUUUGGAUUACCGAGAUUCAAGAGAAAAAAUGAUUCAAAAAGUGUGCGACGCAUUGAUGGACAUAAAUUCACUUGUGCCAACUCAGGAAGAUGAAGAGGCGACCGAAGACGAAAACGCGGACGAUGACCGUCGUAACAAUCACAAUGAGCAAGAAAAUGAAAACGAUCCUGACAACGAUCGCGUAUCCGUUGCAUCAACUCGAAAUGAAGAACCCGAUGACAACGCUUCUUGUCAAAGCAGUCGAAGAGAGUCCAUAAAAUUUUCAAUGAAUUACCGCGACGUGGAAGACUCAAUACGACCUUUCGAUGGCAGCGGCUCCCAUGCAGUGGAACGCUGGAUUGCAGAUUUUGAAGACUUUGCAGUGUUGUUCAACUGGUCGGAUCUCCAAAAGUUGGUAUUUGCAAAAAAAUCGCUUACAGGAGUCGCAAAAUUAUAUGUACAAAGCGAAGGUGUUGUAGAACAUGGACGAAACUAAAAUCGCUCUUACAUGAAGAAUUAUCAAUGAAAAUGAAUAGCGCAAAAUUACAUAAUUUGUUGUCGCAACGAUGAAUGCGAAAAGAUGAAAGUGUGCAAGAAUAUUAUCUUAUUAUGAAAGAAAUAGCAUCACGAGGUACAAACGAAAAUGACGCGCUAAUACAAUACAAUCAAUACAUCAUUGACGGUAUACCAGACGAAACUAACAACAAAUUAAUCCUACUUGGAACAAAGAGAAUCAGUGAUUUUAAAGAUCGAUUAAAGAUUUAUGGAACGUUGUGGAAGAAGAACCAAGAGAAGCAGAUAAAAACGAGAGAAGACUCAACGAGAAGAACGGAUUUCAGAAGAAAGAGUGAAUAUUCGAAGAAAACGACGCCUACAAGAAAACAAGAACCAACAACAACGAAAUUCGAAUCACGGUGUCAUAAUUGCGGUGACAAAGGACAUCUUUCUAGAGACUGUAGUCGAAAAGCAUUACGAAAAAAAUGUUUUGAAUGUAAGUCUUUUGGCCAUA